Hyaena hyaena (striped hyena) is the source of this 908-nucleotide messenger RNA. RefSeq names its product atherin-like. The coding region runs from base 66 to 845 and encodes 259 amino acids. The transcript has 2 exons. NCBI's taxonomy places the organism in Eukaryota, Metazoa, Chordata, Mammalia, Carnivora, Hyaenidae. The record is from RefSeq and is a predicted model, not a curated record.
CCCAAGAUCUGGUGAUGAACAGCGAGAGCUGAUAGAGCAGCCCCGUCAGCCACUUGGCCACCCGCAUGGUUCCACCCGGGGGAUCCCAACCGGGGAGGCCAACCCGAGCCGCCGGCCGCCCAACCCGGCUUCCCCGCGCUCCGCAACCUCUCCUCCCGCUCGCCCGCCGCGCUCUGCGCCGGCCGCCGCGGCGCCUUCAGCAGCCUCCGGAGCAGCAGUCCCGGCCCCGGGCCGGACCGUCUCGCCACACCGCCAGCCUCCGCUCCCUGAGCCGCUGCUUCAUCGCACUGCAGCCCCACAGCUCCCGGCUCGCUCUCGGCAGCCUCGCUCCGCUUCCUGCGCCCGCGCUGCCCCCAGACGCCUUCUCCCGAGGUCCAGAUCCACGCGAGGAAGCGACCCAACCUAGCAGGAAUGGUGCCAAUAUAGCCACCCCGGGCCGGGCGACCGCGGGGGAGAGCCCGCCUCCAGGGGCAGCGCGGGGCCAAUCAGCAGGAGGCGCGGCCCGUGCUCAGCCUCCCGCGUGCAGCCCGCCCCCAACUCCCAGCCGCGGCCGGAGUGCGGUGCCCCGGGGCUCCAGCGCGGGGCGAGCUACGUGGUGUGGACCCGAGGGCCCGCUAGACUUCAUCCCGAGACCGGUAACGCCCAACACCGACGCAAGCUGUGCGGCCGGGGUCCAGAUCGGUGGUUCUAUAUUGCUUCUCGUUGUAACCAGUAUGCAAAAAAAGAGGAAGAAGUCAUCAGAUUGUCUUGAAAUCCAACCAAGGGGGAGAAAGAAUGGAGGAGAAAAAGUGAAGGCGUAUAUGGGUUCAUCUUCCCAAACACAAAGGAAUGUCCUCUCCGUUUAGUUCCUGGCCUCCCUUCCUCCUCUGAGCUCUCAACAAUAAAAAUUCUGUUGACUUUGAAUUGAC